Apus apus (common swift) is the source of this 5833-nucleotide messenger RNA. RefSeq names its product MOB kinase activator 1B (gene MOB1B). Gene Ontology annotation, molecular function: protein kinase activator activity. The record is from RefSeq and is a predicted model, not a curated record. The transcript is spliced from 6 exons. NCBI's taxonomy places the organism in Eukaryota, Metazoa, Chordata, Aves, Apodiformes, Apodidae. Gene Ontology annotation, biological process: hippo signaling; positive regulation of protein phosphorylation. Gene Ontology annotation, cellular component: nucleus; cytoplasm. The coding region runs from base 51 to 701 and encodes 216 amino acids.
CAGCCCAGCCCAGCCCAGGCAGCUGCCGGCCCCGCUCCGCCGCCAUCGCCAUGAGCUUCUUGUUUGGCAGUCGCUCUUCCAAAACCUUCAAACCAAAGAAGAAUAUUCCAGAGGGGUCUCACCAGUAUGAGCUGCUAAAACAUGCCGAAGCCACGCUUGGAAGCGGUAAUCUCCGGAUGGCUGUCAUGCUUCCAGAGGGUGAAGACUUAAAUGAAUGGGUUGCGGUUAACACUGUGGACUUCUUCAACCAGAUCAACAUGCUUUAUGGAACCAUUACAGACUUCUGUACAGAGGAGAGCUGCCCUGUGAUGUCUGCUGGCCCAAAAUAUGAGUACCACUGGGCAGAUGGGACAAACAUAAAGAAACCAAUUAAGUGCUCUGCACCAAAGUACAUUGAUUACCUGAUGACUUGGGUCCAGGAUCAGCUGGAUGAUGAAACGCUAUUUCCUUCUAAAAUAGGUGUACCAUUCCCAAAGAAUUUCAUGUCAGUGGCAAAGACAAUUUUAAAGCGUCUCUUCAGAGUUUAUGCUCAUAUUUAUCACCAGCACUUUGAUCCAGUAAUCCAGCUACAGGAAGAGGCACACCUUAACACUUCUUUCAAGCACUUUAUAUUUUUUGUUCAGGAAUUCAACCUUAUUGAUAGAAGAGAACUUGCACCACUUCAAGAACUGAUUGAAAAACUCACCUCUAAGGACAGAUAAAAGGAAUAGGAUUUCUUGAAGUUACUUAUUUCUUUAAGCAAGCGUGUGGUAUUGUUUUUUGUUCAUGUGUCUUUUUUUUUUAAAUCCAAUACGAAAACCUGUGCUGUUACUCAUGACAGCAAAGAUCCACUUCCUGUGCUUUUAUUAGGGGAAAUCUUUUUAUCUGUUAGUGACAUGCAGUAAAUAGCAUUUUUUUGUUUGUUUUGGUUUGGUUUUUUGUAUAGUUACUCAUUGUGGAUUUUUAGCAGGUGCUGAGUGUUGAUACCAGAAACAUGCUUGGUUGGGGGACGGACUCUGCUGGUGGAUGGGUUCUUGUGUUGUGUCAGUGGUAGCCCAUUCUCAUGAAGUCCCUGGAAGACUUGCUUACAUUCUCUUAAGUGCCUUGGCAAACUCACUUCUGAGGUGCAAAGCACAUACAAUACUGAGCAUUGCUGGAAACAGAAAAUAUGAACUAACACCCAGGACACUUAGUGAUACUUCUUUUAGAAAAAAUAUAUAUAUGCUUACACUAAAAAAAAAAGCCAUAACUUAGUGAAAUCAAUGAUCUCCAGCUUUUAAUACCAAUAUUUGUCUUAUUUUUGUAGAGAUGAAUAUAGAUUUUUUUUUUCCAAAGUAGGUAUUUCUUUUAUAAGUUGAUGAAGUUCUAGUGGCUAAAGUGAAACAAUGAAGGUUGUGUCAAAAUAGUAAAGAACAUGUGCUUAGUACAUGUCUGUUGCCAUUGAUUUUGGCUUUUCAUGGUUGCUUUCAUUUUUUUAACAGGGAAUCAUCAACUUGGGUCAGUCACUAAGUUUCCUAGCAUUUGCCAAAUGAACCAUUAGUUUGCACAAAUAGAGUUAGGGAAACUAUUCAAUAUAUUAAAAAAAAAUGCACUAGGGUAAUACUAAGAAAAAGUCUGGCUUGAAAAAUAACUAACAAAAUGUUAGGAAUAAAAAGCCUGGUUGUGUGGAGGAGCUCUGGUGGCCAGUGUUUCCGGUGGUAGGAAACGUAUCCUGGAGGAUAUAUAGCACCGUGGACCACUUUGGAUUUGCAUGAGUGUGAGGGUGUUUUCCCCCAUUUAAAAUUGCAGCCUGUCUCCAAGGAACUACUGCAGCAUUUGGGAAAAGUAAUAGGAACAUACUGGUGAAUUGUUAGUGGUUUGUAAUUUGGUAAGUGCAACUUCUGCUUCUGAGAGAACUGAACCAAAACAUAGCCUUCCUCCCCCUGAGUCAGUGUCUGCUCUUCUCUAGCCUUGCCUUUUCUCAGACCAAAAAUGAGAAGUUAACCUCUGAGGUGAUCUACAGUGCUGAGUCAGGUGGGAAAUACUGUGCAGCAGCCUGCAAAAUAUAUGUAAGUGGCAUUAGUAUAGCCAGCUAAUCAACAUCUAAGCAUAGUAACAAACAUGCCCUCAUUUGGGAGACUGUAAUCACUACUUCUGAGCUAAAAAGAGGUAUUUCAUAAGCUUCUGUAGGUUAUUUUAAGAACUAUGUUAUCUUCAGUGCAGUUACAUUUCCUAGUCUGUUUAAAUGUUUUGUUACCUCUUCUGUGUCUCCCUUUAACAAACUCCUAGUUUAAAAUGGUGGAGUAGAGUCUUCUCCCUUCUCAGUCAGUAAAGAUCUUGACUCUUCCAUGUGUGUACACAAAUGUGGGAGAAGAAGAGGGGAGAUGCUCAACGUCUGUCACCUCUUCAGCAAGUUGGGGGCUGGAAAAAUAAGCAUGAGGCAGGAGAAAAUCAGAGGCAAAGUGAAAGAAGAAGCAGGAGCACAAUUUUCUUUCCUUUGGCAAGUCACCUGUGACUGCAGUAUUCACCUCACUGGUUUUGUCAGUCUUCCUGUUUGUAGGACAUACCUGGUCUGGCAAACACUAGAUUUCCCCAUGAAAUUCUGUUGGCCAGUGGAAGGGUCAGUCAGUGCUGUAGCACCUAAGUGCUGCUAUCUGCGGUUGAGUAAUGGGCUGAUGGGAGGAGCUGCCAUGGGCAGAAUACCUCGUGUGUUGGAGUGGGCAAGUACCAGCUUGCUGAGCAGUUGGAGAAAACCAUUCCUUUGGUAUGCACCAUCCCUUCUUUGUACUGGGUAGCUGGGAAUCCAGUACUUGAGUGCCAAUGUGCAUCAUCUGUGAGGUCUGAGCUGCCGGGUUUCUUUACCUGACCUCCCAUCUGGAGGUGACCACAGGAGCCUGGUUUGGAAGCAGUGGGACAGCAGCGGUAGCUUCGGGUGCAGGGUCAGAGGGCUCUCUUGCUUCAGGACUGAAUAAUAUAGAAGACCAUCAUCUUUUUUCAGAGUUAGGGGAGAUGUCACUGCCCACCUGACUAUUCAAAAGUAGCCCAACUCCCAAAUUGUACCUGCAGCAUUUUAAACAGGCUGGAGUUGUGCAGCAAGCUGAAUUUGAGAAUGUGAUCUUGGACAUGCAGCCUUUUAUGCAUGCUUCUGUCUGAUGAGCAUUCAGUGAUGUAAAAUUUCCAGCUACAGAGGUGCAUAGAGUGCUUCAGAUGCAGUUUGAUCUGAAAACAUCUGUAAACUAUCCCUGGUAGACUGCUGUGGUGAGAGGAGUCAGUGCUGCCCAGGAGGCUGCAUUUGCACAGUCCCUGUGCUGAUAACUCUGACUGGAGAGAAGCCUUUUAACCAGGGCUGGGAGAGGGAGAGCAGCAGAAGCCUGUUCCAAGGUGCUCAGGAGGAGAUAGAUCCUCCUCCUUUCAUUGGCUUGAUGUCAUGUAACAGCAAAAAAAACUCAAAAGAAAAACAUUUAGAAGUGAGGAUUAGGUUGAAGUGAUACCAGUGCAAUAGUUCUUACUUUUGGCAUACUUAGACUCUGGAAGGUUGGGGUUGGUUUUUUUUUGGUUGUUUUUUGUAAAAUGGCCAAUUCUAAAAAUUCAGAGAUAUCUUCUGCAGUUCAGCCAAUCAGAAUUAUAAUGUAGUAUGUAACAAGAAUUAGUCUUACAUGGAUAGUGUAAUUUUUUUAUUUAAUAUCUGGCAGUUAAACACUUUAACAGAAUAGAUUCUAGGCGUGUAAUAAAAGCUUGGAGAUCAUGAUUUGCCUGACAGCUGUAUGAACACAUUGUUUAAUUAUACAACACUUGAAAAUAACAACAUUAAAGAUAAGUACGCGGUGUUUGGGAUUUCAUAUCCCUAGGCUGUUCAUGUUUGCAGCUUUUAAAUGUUUUUGCUUCAAAAAGAAGUGGGACCAGAAGCUGAUGUGUGUUUACACCCUUGGAGUAGAGGCACAUCGAGGUGCAAAGCAGAAUUUGCCACGUUGUACCAAUGGAACCUGGAUCAAAUGAAUGUGUUUCUGAAAUAGUGUAUUUGGUGGGAGGGGAAGGGGGAGGACACCCCUUCACCCCCCCAAAUAAAACCCAGAGGAAAAAAAACCCGUACUGCUCUAGGCCUACGUUACAGGUGGACUCUGUGUCGUGAGUAUUUGGGGCAAAAAUGUUCAGCUUUGUUAUCGGGAGUGGAAGGUGCUGGUGGGGUUAAAGCAGGCUGGGCUGCUAGUGCUGGCUGUGGCCCUCCUGUGUAAAAGGCUCCUCAAAUUCUAUGUUUUGGGGUGCUUUUCAGCUACCAGUGUAUCAGACUGUAUCAGUGAUUUGGGUGGUCACUUCAGGAGGUCAUCUACCUCGAGACAGGAUGGGGCAAACUGCUAAGUUCAACAAGUUCAGCUGCCGUUCCCAGUGUGGAUGCUGUUUAGAUGGUGUGGAUACAUUAUGUUGACAGAAAUAAUUGUUCCAGUCUUUCAAAUUCAAGUCAGGGAUACAAGUGAAUCUGCAAAUAGAAAAUGAGAAGGCCACAUUCUGCUGUUGCAGGUAGCUGAAUGGUAGAGGAAGGGAGAAAACAGGUUUUCAAGGGACAGGUGGCCCGUCAGCAAGUAUAAAAUUUCUUUUACUGCUUACUAUGCAAUGUAGAGCUUUGAACUUUUCCUUUCAAAGACAUAGAGGAGCACUGUCCUUAUUCAGUAUUUAGGAACUGAACACUCUCCCAGUCUCCCUGACACUCAUUUAACAGGUAAGGAUACCUAUUUGCUGCUAUGAACUUUACUUACCUUUCAGAUAGUUCCUUUCUGUUUCUCACCUCAUCCCAUUCUCUUGAAUCACCAGACACAAUUUUGCUAUAAACACCUCCUUUUUGGAUAGUUGUUCUUUCCCUUGCUGCCCUCUUCCCACUUCCUACCUGCCAGAGUGCUGUAUUACUGUAUAUAAACCACUCCCUUUUAGUUGGACUAUUUAAAAAGCUGCAGCACAAACAAGGCUCCUUGUUUUUCUUUCACAAAAAGUUUCCUUGUUACCCUCAAUCUUCUUUCCUUUACUGCUGAGGUCAGUUCUCUUUUUUCCAAACUGCACUACUAAAACCACUAGCAGUUUUUAUGGAGGCCUGAUGUCUUUUCCUGGAUAGCUUCUAGGAUGAGACUAACAUUGGUUACUUACAAGUGUUAAACCUUCUUAUAUUCCUGCUUUUUUUACCAUUUCCUCUUGCCAGGUUAGGAUUACAGUCUAGAUAAAUACCAAACUCCUUUUUUUGUUUGAAGAACCAAUUCCCUAAACUGUUCAUAGAGUAUUGUAUUUUUAGGGGAGAUUGAUUUUUAUAGCCACUAAACUAUACUCAUUAUUUUUGUAUGUUUGCAACUUCUGACAUUUUUCAGAGACAUGUCAUGGAGGGAACACUUAUUUUCAUGGCUGUUUUACUACUUGGCUCUGCUGUGGUUGUGUUGUGUAGUACCUAGAAGCACACAUCUCCAUGUGCAAGGGAAGACAGAGAAGAAUGCAAUAAAACUGAAUGAGCUUUUGAUAAAAGGCCAUUUUUUGAAGGCAAAAAAAUAAAUAAAUUAGAAAGCAACACUAACCUUUCCUCCUUUAGAAUUCUGAAAUAUGAGAGAAAAUGUGGUGUAAAAUAUAAAAUGCAAGAUGAGAACCCUUACUGUAAGCUAACUGUGCCAAUCUCUCUUCAGUUUGUAGUCACUGAUGGAUAUUUUAGUUUUAAAUAACAGCUUUUGAUUAAAAAAAAAAAAGUUGAAUGUCUGCAAAUCUGCAACAUGUUUAUUUGAGAGUUGUAAAUAAUGUAUACAGAUUGUUGUAUGUGAUGGGACAGAAUAUUUAAAUUCUAGAUUUUUUUCAGUAAGAAACUGAAGGCUGUUUAUAAGAGAAAAUAAAUAGCUAUGUUUGACCAUGA